CAUUUCAGAUUACUUUCAAUCGAGUUAAAAGUAAUUUAACGAUUCUUUCAAAUACAGGCGUUUUAGAAGACCAUUACCCUAUCGUAAGGUUCAAAGAGACUGUUCCUAUGUCGACUUACUUAGUUGCUUAUGUAAUUACUGAUUACACGUUUGAUUCAAAAAUAUUUUAUGAUGGAAAGAAGCAUGUUCCCAUUCGAGUAUUUACUGAUGAUAGUGUUAAGAGUAAACGAUUGUUUGCUUUAGAUGUUGCUAUCGAACUAAUGAAUUUCUUUACAAUGUAUACUGGUAUUGGAUAUCCAAUGGACAAAAUAGAUUUCAUAACAAUACCAAACAAAGAUUUUCGAAGUGGAGCAAUGGAAAAUUGGGGUUUAGUUGCAUUUAAAGAGUCUCGACUAUUAUUUGACAGUUUAACUGACAGCUUUUUACAGCAAAGAUUUGUUGCAUUGAUUGUAGCACAUGAGUUAUCCCAUUUCUGGUUCGGAAAUCUGGUUACCAUGAAAUGGUGGAAUGAUGUAUGGUUAAACGAAGGAUUUGCAAAAUACAUGGAAUAUAAAGCAGUGGAUGCUGUUUUUAAAAACUGGAAUAUAUUGAAGCAUUUUCAAGUAUUAAGGUUGCACAGGCUUCUAGAUUACGAUUAUUCUAUGGAAUCACAACCCGUUGUAAACGAUGUCUCAACACCUAGUGAAAUCCGAUCUCAAUUUAGCAUCAUAAAAUAUUCCAAAGGUGGUGCUAUUUUGAGAAUGUUGGAACAAUGGAUAGGCGAACGGAAAUUUAGGUUUAUCAUACGAAAAUACCUGGAAGAAAGUCUUUAUAAAAGUGCCCAAACUACAAACUUUUUAAAAAAUUUUGACAACGAUACUUCUGAGAUGCUGUCUACAUAUUUAUAUCAAAAGAGAUACCCUGUUGUUAAUGUUAAAAUUGACAAAUACAAUCGGGUAUACAUAUUAACGCAAGAAAAACUUUCAGCUUUUCAAAACGACACACCGACCUCUUAUGGUUACAGAUGGACAAUUCCAAUUACCUAUACAUACUCCUUUAGCAAGGCUCCUGAAAAAAUAAUGUUUCCAUAUUAUCGUGAUGAAAUUACAGUUCCAAUGAGGCAGUCAAAAUGGGUCAAAUUUAAUCACCAUCAAUCAGGCAUCUAUCGAGUAAACUACCCUGAGGAGAUAUGGUCGCAACUAAUAGAAAACUACAAAUUACUUUCAACACCUGAUAGAAGUCAUCUAGUGGAGGAAGUACUUUUUAUGCAUGAAUACGAAAAAUUAAGUUGCGGAAUUGUUAUGAAGUUUCUAUAUAAUUUACAAAAUGAAAUGCGAUACAUGCCGUGGGCCAGUUUAAGACGAUUUAUAAGAAGUUUUGGUUUAAAGCUGAAAGAAGUCGACAGGCCUUUAUUUCAGGAUUAUAUUGGUUUUUUAACGACCUCCGCUUUAGAAAAAUAUGCAGUUGUUAGACGCUCCGAUUCUGUAGACAAUAGGUUGGCAAGGUAUGUAGUACUAGAAAUAAAUUGCUACGUAAGAGCACUUUAUUGUAUACAUUGGUUAAAUACCGCAUCAAAAGAUGAACUUCAUCUCGAUCUAAGAAGAAUUUUUGACAUGUACAUAAAGAUCAUGAAGCUACCCAGAUACAGAAAAGCUUUACAAGUUUUUGCGAAAUUAUCAAAACUGAAAUACACGCAUAUCUACCUUUUUCAAUCCCUUCUGAACGAAAUCGUCCAUGAAGAUGAGUUUACAAAACUCUGGAAGAAGAUAAGCCAUGAUAGCCAUGAAGACCUGGAAGAUAUAACUGAUUACGACAUUUGGAGCGCGCCUAGUAAAGUUUUAGAUGAUAACAAGAAUAGAUAUAAGAAGAACAAGAAAAAGCAAGAAGCGGAAAGCAUUAAAGUACAAACGCCUACUAUUAGAAAUCAAUUUAAAGAUGACCUUUCACCAAUUAUCACAAACAGCCAACCAAUUAUUAAUUUUCAUGACAAGAAAGCAUCAACAACACAUCACCAUUCAGUUGACUCUAUAUUAAGUGCUCUUAAAAAUGUCACUAGAAAUAUCAGUCUUUUGCAAGAACGAAAACGAAGUAAACGUCGAAAUGAAGAAGAAGGUUGUAAUUGCAGAAAGUACGUAAAGGGAAACACCACACACACAACUCCAAGUAAGCCAGCUGAUGAAUGCACGCUUUGGUUACAUGGCUAUAAAUACUACAUUUUGAAUCUCCAAUGAGUUGCGUAUGAACUAUUAAUCACAACAACUAAUGUUUAUGAUUGUAGUGAUUUGUGAGU
Molecule: messenger RNA, 2269 nt
Organism: Agrilus planipennis (emerald ash borer)
Lineage: Eukaryota; Metazoa; Arthropoda; Insecta; Coleoptera; Buprestidae
Product: glutamyl aminopeptidase-like
Exons: 12
Coding region: 108-2210 (700 amino acids)
Biological process (GO): peptide catabolic process; proteolysis
Cellular component (GO): cytoplasm
Molecular function (GO): metalloaminopeptidase activity; zinc ion binding; peptide binding
Source: RefSeq, a predicted model, not a curated record